AUGCAGUCCAGCUCCAUAGUCGAUGCAUCACCGAGCUUCAACACACAUUCUUCUAACAACCUCACGGAUAUUGCAGAUAGAGUUGUCCAAGAAUUACUUCGAACCGACAAUGGAUUCGGCGACGAUAUCUUCGAUUUCGGUGUUGAUGAUAAUCGGGCGAAUACUCGCGAACAUGACGGCGUAAUGACUAAUACUCCUACCGGAAACUUGAAGGAAAAUGAGGAAGACGCUCCCAACGAAGAUGAAAUAGAGUUCGAGUUCCCUGUUGUUUGUAGAGACUCUAAUCUGUUUCCGGUUUCAACUGUCGACAAUCAGAUCUCGCGGAGCUAUCCGCUAUUCGAUAGAAGUUUAUUGUUAGACGUCGAUCCUAAUUCCAGUAACGGUGUUGAUACUUCGGGGACUGAUCCUAAGCCGUCUCCGGCGGCGCGGCAUUCUCUGAUGAUGCUUUUCAGAGAAGAUCUCUCGGCGUCGUCUUCCUCGUCAGAGGCGGAUGAUCUGGACAGAAUUUCGCCGGGAACGUACUGCGUCUGGAACCCGAAACCUGAAUCGCAUGGAAAGCAUAAGAAGAGCAAUUCCAUAUCGUUUGAUAAUAAUUCGAAGAGGUGGAAGGUUCGAGAUCUACUCAAGCGAAGCUACAGUGACGACAACUAUUCAGCCGGCAAGGUUGUCAUUUUCACUCCUCCGAUUGCAACGAAGCAGAAGAUGAACAACGAAAAGGUAAAGAAGACUGAGAAAACUGCUAAAUUAACUUCUGCCGUCGACGGCGGUGGAAUAUAUAGUAAGACGGAAUCUAAUACUCCGGUGCAUAAAGCGAAAGCUGGAGGUAACCGUCUUCCGCCGUACCUUCCCUACCGGCCAGAUCAGCAAGGUCUAUAUGCCAAUUUCACCGGAUCAAGCAGGAAUUUUUAUCGCUACUAA
Lactuca saligna is the source of this 918-nucleotide messenger RNA. The record is from the annotation of a GenBank genome assembly. Lineage: Eukaryota; Viridiplantae; Streptophyta; Magnoliopsida; Asterales; Asteraceae.